UACACCAUCACCAGCACUCUGGGAGAGAGGAGAGGAGCCGAGGGCAGCGACGGCAAGCAGCUGAGAACAUGGCAGCGGUACUGUUCGACGCCGACGGCACAAGCCAAAGACUCUCCUUACUUUACCUUCACUCGAGGACCUCAGUCUGAGAGCGAGGAGCAGACUCGGAGUCCGUUACUGUCUCGGACCUUCACACCGAGUCACAACUCCAUGUCCUACAACCUGAACUUCUGCUCCUCAGACGCAACAACAAACCCCAUGGAGUGUGACCUGCCCUAUCCUGCCCUGGUUGUCAAACGUCUGUCCAUGGGAGACGGAGUCUCGAUGGCCUCCGAACGCAAGAAGGAGAACAUGGCAGAAAUCAGCCUCAUCUGUGAGGAGAACCUCCUGGACACCAUCUUCCACGCCUGUGACACACAGCGUCGAGGUAAAGUGUACGUCUCCCACAUUGUCGACUACCUGAGACACACCACGAGUCGAAGCUCCGGGGACAGCGGUCUGGACGAGCUGUGCAACAUGCUGGACCCGGAGCACAAGGACGUCUCCAUUGACCUGGACACCUACCACGCCGUCAUGAGGGAGUGGAUUGAUGACUGUCGCAGCGUCAGCGAUGAACAAACAGACAGCACGACUCAAGACUCGGUGAAACUGAAAGAGCGUUUGUCUGCAAGGAGAUCGCUGCUCCUCAACAUGACCUCAGGGAGUUUGGAGGCCUUUGGUGGAGAGGCCUCCAGAGUAGAAUUUGAAACAUCAGAGCUGGUAUACUGCGUCGCCGAUCUCCAGAUGUGUAACCAGAAGCUGGAGGAGGAAGUGAGGAAGCUGAAGCAGGUGGUGGAGGGCAUGGAGGACGCCAACCAGAAGUUGGCGGAGGAGAACGAGGAGCUACGUAACCAAGCUAGGGUUCAACAGCAGCUGGCCCAGAAGGAGAAGCUGUUGAAGGAGGAGGUGGAGGAGAUGAAGGCAACACUGAGUUGCACCGAGGAGGGAAGAGCUCGUGCCUCGGCCCACAGCAAGAAUGUGGAGAAAGAGAACCAGGAACUAAUUGCCAAGAUCGCCUCUCUGCAGGAAGAGAACUUUAAGGUCAGCGUGGAGACGGAGGAUCUUCAGAGGAGGAUAACGGAACUGUGUGACACCAACGCUGACCUCCAGGUGCAAAUUCACUCCUUCGAUUCUGUUGUGAGUGACAAGGAGACGGUGGUGCAGGAGAAAAGCAGACAGAUCAGGGAGCUGAAGGCAGCCAUGGAGGAAUACUCUUCUGUCAUAGAGCUGCUCAGGGCCGAUAAGAACAAGCUGGAAAGCCAGAUGCAACUGAUACAUCCUGACCUAGUUGGGGCUGGUCUGUCCCUCUCACUUGCCUACAGGUUGAACCAGAGCUCUUCAGGUUCUUUACAGACAGAACUGGCUCUGGCACAGUCGCCACUGGAGGUCUCCCAUGUGAUGGACCAUCUGUCCUCCAACAUGAACAUCACCUCCCCUCUGGAUGAGACUCUGGACAGGGAGGUGUUCCUACUGAUGCAGGGGCCCAGUCCUGAUCACAUGGCUCUGGAGUUCAAAAGCCUCCUGAACAAACUGAAACGAAACUUUACAGACGAAGCCAACUCUGUGAUUUCAACCGUGAGAACUUUGUUGGAUGAGCACGAAAGCAGCAGCGACCGUGCGACAAAUGUUCAGGCGGUGCAGGCUGAGCUGGAUGCGAGGAGGAGCGACUGGGCCGUCAGCCUGGACCAGCUGGCCCAGUACACAGACUCCCUGGAGAAGGAGCUGAUCAAAAUGGCGAGCAACAUGAGGAGGUCUCGAACUGAAAUCCUCCACCUCUCGCCCGCUGAAGAAGACUUGGUAUGGGAGGACGAGGGGGAGCUUCUCCUCCAAGACUUCCUGAGCAACGACUUGGACAAAUGUAGACGACCUGAGAGCAGGGACGGUGGGGGACGAGACAGAGACACGUCCACUCCUAUGUCUGUCGUCUGCAUGGACACACAGCCUGGAGCAGACUCUGCAGUCUUCCUCCAGCCACAGCUUCAGGCCAAAUCUCAACUAUUGCAGGAAAACACUGUGGUGCCGUCGAGCACCCACUCACAAGCUGUCAGCGUUCGACACCCAGAGGCUGAUGCUCUCUGCGAUCCAUCCCACUCAGAGAACAAUUCUGCCUCCGACUGUUUUGCCAACAACUUGAGCGACACGCAGGAGCGAGAACACGCGGCGACAACUGGGAACAGUCCGACCAAACCACCGACCAUGGUCUCUCUUCACGGUCCAUCAACUGGACCAGGUGAAGACACACCAUGUGACGAAAGCGCCAAGCUGCUCAGCCAGGAGCUGACGGGAGAAGAAGAGAAAAAAAGCGACGUGGACGUGAAGACGGGAGACAUGAACUCCAUCAAGAGCCUGAAACAGGACCAGCUGGCAGACAGAGCAGCGGCGGCGGUGGAGGACAGCGUCAGCUUGUUGCCUGUGUUGGUUGAAGAGGAGGAGAGUGUGCAGGAAAGUUCAGCCAAAGUCCCGGCAGGAGAGGCCAACAUGGCAGCAUCAGACCGGCUCGGCGUCGUCAACGUGUCCGGCGGCAGCGCUCCUUCGUCAGGACCGCUCUUGACAAUCAGCAGCCGGUUGGAGAGCGGAAGAGCCGGCGUGACCUCUGACCCCAGCCAGUCGACCAAAAGGGAGGGUGGAAAAAAUAAGAAAGAACUGGAUCUGACUGGCGGCAUGGAGGUGGCCGAGGAUCGCAAGAUUCAGGAGGACCACACUGCACGCACGACCAAUAGGAGGCACUCCGAUACGUCCAUGAUGUCCGACUCCAGCGACGUCUUCAAAGAGGACUCAAACAGCCUGACGCCCACCGACAAGGAGAUCGAGGCUGAGUUUCAGCGCCUGGCGCUGGGUUUCAAGUGUGACAUGUUUACACUGGAGAAGAGGCUUCGGCUGGAGGAGAGGUCACGUGACCUGGCCGAGGAGAACGUCCGCAGGGAAGUGUCCAGCUGCCAAGGUUUGCUGCAGGCCUUGAUUCCCCUGUGUGAAGACGACACUCAGUCUAUGGAGAUCAUUCAGAGACUCCAGAAGAACCUGGACAUACUGAUCCAGUCCAUGACCAGGGUGUCCAGCCGAUCUGAGAUGCUCGGAGCCAUUCACCAGGAAAAUCGUAUCGGCAAAGCUGUGGAGAUGAUGAUCCAGCACGUGGAGAACCUGAAGAGGAUGUACACCAAGGAGCACGCCGAGCUGCUGGAGCUGCGGCAGACCAUGUUGCAGAACGAGCGCUCGUUCGGAUCACAGACCGAAAAAGAUGACUUUCGUGGUAAGAAACAAACUGCGUCACAAUACUACAAGUCCACAGCACGGCGGGUCAGCAUAGCAGCGAUCCCCCGCUCCGGUGGAAGCAACAUGUUUUUCGACCUGUCCAAACCACAGGACCUGUCUGACGCUGACACUGAGAGACUGACCAGACGAUCACCCUGUUUAUGUUAUAAUUUUGCGUUAAUGAAUGGAGACGUUAGUUGUUCACAUGGUGAAGAGCUGUGGUUCCGUGUCACCGCUGCCUGUUGUAGCACAACACAGCUAUGGUUGUUGUCGUUGUUUUGCACGUCUGUUAUCAUGGUGGUUUCCAGGAAUAUGACAGGGAAGAACAUGGCCCGACCUCCAUUAAAACGCUUUGUUAGCUCUGCAGCCUGGGUUGACACGGAAGAACCCUCUGUGAUGAUGAAGGGGAACGGCCGUGACGCCACCGACUGCCAGUCGGAGGACGAGCAGACGGAGGAGCCGGUGGCAGACAGGAGGAAGUCCAGUCUCAAUGAGCUGGGCAACAUAAUCAGCUCUUUCAUUCUGCCUCUGAAGACGUUAGUCCAACCCAAAGUUUACCUACUGCUGACCGACUGCAUAGCUGCAGCGUCCGAUUGGAGUCAGGAUGAGCUCUUUGUCAUGCUUCCCAGUCCUUCCUCCAGCCCGACGUCUGCUGACCCAGGUAUAGUCCAGUCUCUGUCCCAGAGCCUGAUGUCUUCUCGAGCGGCUGCAGCAGCUGUAGCCAGAGGCAGCAGAGGUCUGUGGCUGUGGUUGGCCUUGCUGCUGGUGCUGGCAGGUCUCCUGGCGCUGCUGGCCAGUCUGGUGAUGCAGCCAGUUGUAGAUGCCGCCCCUGUGGGGACUGGAGACUCCUGGAUGACCAUCCAGCAGCUGCUGUGGCCCUACACGGGGCUGCGGCACAACGGGCAGCCCCCAGUGUAGCCUCUGGGACCUGGGGAUUUUGGUGCUAUCGCUAAUUAGCCUUCUGCAGAGAUUGUCCUGCGUGCCGUGGGGGGAAAUUAACAGAGGACAGUGCACCACCACCACCACUGAUGGAUGCCUGAAGAUUUAAACUGGACUCUUUGUCAGCACUGGCCGGUCCUCGGGGCAUAGUUAACCCUACGGAGGAUUUUACACAGCACAUCACGUUUGCUAAAGUAGUUAGCCUGUGUGUGAAGGUGUGUUUCUGUUUUAAGAGAAAGAUCAGGUCCAUGUCCUCACAGUAGGCUGCUCACAAUUUUUUUUUUUUUUAAAUAAAUUAUGUCCUUUUACUUUUCAAAGCUGCCAGCAGAGGUCAUCCUGGGCCCUACAGGGUUUGUUCAUAGGAAUUAAUCAGUCAGCAGAGCUGACCUAACGCUGCUCAGUCAUGUCACAGCUCGUGCUGAUUGGUCCACAAGGUCCAGUGGACAAAAACUCUGACCUGUGUCACAUGACUUUUUAAAACACCUACAGACAGGGACUGCAUUAUAACAAAUAUAUUUUUUUUUUCUGUCUACAAACACUGAUAAUAAACUAAUUUUAAGUGUUUUUGUUAGUGCUUUAAACUCUAUUUAUGCUUGUUUUGAGUUGGGGAUAUGUGAAUAUAUAUAUAUUUAAAGUUGUAAAUCAGCGUUUUUACCGUCUGUCACCAAAGUUUUUUUUUUUUUCUUUUGUUUCUCUUCCGUCCUUACUGAGGUGGCGACUGUUUUUCAACCACACACACUUUUUGUAUUUGUUCUGAAGACCACGUGAGGUUUUGCACAAAUAAAAUAGAAGACCUUUUUAAAAAUG
This is a messenger RNA of Cynoglossus semilaevis (tongue sole), 5034 nucleotides long. RefSeq names its product lymphoid-restricted membrane protein (gene lrmp). The transcript is spliced from 39 exons. Gene Ontology annotation, cellular component: endoplasmic reticulum membrane. The record is from RefSeq and is a predicted model, not a curated record. NCBI's taxonomy places the organism in Eukaryota, Metazoa, Chordata, Actinopteri, Pleuronectiformes, Cynoglossidae. The annotation marks the transcript as partial.